Lathyrus oleraceus (garden pea) is the source of this 622-nucleotide messenger RNA. Its product is annotated as protein DSS1 HOMOLOG ON CHROMOSOME V. Gene Ontology annotation, cellular component: proteasome complex; proteasome regulatory particle, lid subcomplex. The transcript has 3 exons. The record is from RefSeq and is a predicted model, not a curated record. NCBI's taxonomy places the organism in Eukaryota, Viridiplantae, Streptophyta, Magnoliopsida, Fabales, Fabaceae. Bases 185 to 406 code for a protein of 73 amino acids. Gene Ontology annotation, biological process: proteasome assembly; mRNA export from nucleus; double-strand break repair via homologous recombination.
AUAAUCUGAAUGAACCAAAACGACAUCGUUUCUUGACAGUGUUCCAAAUUAUUUCAAGGUACACAAACCCUUUUUUUACUUCCUUUGCAAGCAGAAAAUUAUUCUAAUCUCAUCAGUAGCGAACACUUAAAGGAUCAUCGUAGUUUUCAUUCCCCCAAUACCUGUUACAGAUUCAGAUUUACAUAUGGCGACCGAAACGAAGGCUGUUACCGAGGAUGUCAAGAUCGAUCUCUUCGAAGACGACGAUGAGUUCGAAGAGUUUGAAAUCAAUGAAGAGUGGGAUGACAAGGAGGAAGGUAAAGAAAUAGCUCAACAGUGGGAGGAUGAUUGGGAUGAUGAUGAUGUUAGUGACGAUUUCUCAGUUCAGCUGAGAAGGGAGCUCGAGAGCACUACAGAGAAGAAUUAAACCACCUGCUGGCUAUUAUUGUUUGAUAUAACAUGUGUAAUGAAUGAGUUGCAACUUAGGUAUUUGAGGUGUUUACUUACCUACAUAAGAACUUAAACUAUGAUGUGUUAGGAAGGAAAUGUGAGUAAGAAGAACAGAACACGAGGACAUAAUUCACAUGUUAUUUCUUUUAAACAUCUUCAUAGAAGUUAUUGUGUACUUGUUUUUGUUUUUCAA